UUGCUGUUGGACGACCCCCUCUUUUCUCGUCCCCUGCAACCCUCCGAUCCUCCGAGCCUCCCCUCCCCUCUCCUCCAGCAGGCCCGCCUUUCACUUGCCUCGGGCUCAUGCUUCGACCAUGGCUUCGGCAGUGCCCACGAGCAACCCGCUCGCUCGCCUGCCCGCAAUGCCAUCUCCCCCGGCCGCAGUCUGCCAGGCGCACCUCUAGCCCCCUCCCUGCCUGGUCCGUCUCGCAACCAUUUCGAUCCCUCCAAACAACCGCGACCGAGUCGCAGGACCGCGUCCCCCUUCGAAAACAGCUCAAGCAGGACGCCAAGGCCGUCAAGGCGCGCAAGCGACAGACACGAGAGAAUGAGGAGGCCUCCCGGCAGAAGUGGGAGUUGACGGUGGGAAUUGAGAUCCAUGCACAGCUGAACACCGAGUCCAAGUUGUUUUCUCGAGCGCCAACGUCAUCUACGGAUCUUCCCAACUCGAAUGUUGCCCUGUUCGACCUGGCGUUUCCGGGGUCCCAGCCGGAGUUUCAAAUCGCAACGCUCCUCCCCGCCCUCCGCGCCGCCCUUGCUUUGAACUGUGACAUUCAGCCGGUCAGCAAAUUCGACCGGAAACACUACUUCUACCAGGACCAGCCGGCAGGAUAUCAGAUCACCCAGUACUAUGAGCCAUUUGCAAAGAAUGGCUAUGUGGACCUGUUCAGCCACGACGGCAUUGCGCCCGAAGACGGCGACAUGGUUCGCAUCGGCAUCAAACAGGUCCAAAUGGAGCAGGAUACCGCGAAAUCCCAAGAAUACCCGCCCUCGACGCAACUCCUCGACUUCAACCGUGUCUCCCAUCCACUCGUCGAGAUUAUCACCAUGCCGCAGAUCCACACACCCGCCACCGCAGCGGCCUGCGUUCGAAAGAUUCAGUCUAUCUUACAGUCGUGCAAUGCGGUGACAACCGGCAUGGAGCUGGGAGGUCUGCGGGCUGACGUCAACGUCUCCAUCCGCCAGCGGGGGGACGCAGCGGGCGCGCAUCAGUACGGCGGCAUCGGUGGACUCGGGCAACGCACAGAAAUCAAGAAUCUGAGCAGUUUCAAGGCUGUGGAGGAUGCCAUCAUUGCGGAGAAGAACCGACAGAUUGCUGUCCUCGAGAGCGGCGGGGUGGUGGCAGGCGAGACCCGGGGCUGGACGAUCGGAAGCACGGAGACGCGCAAACUGCGAGGCAAGGAGGGGGAGGUCGACUACCGCUACAUGCCUGAUCCUGAUCUGCCGCCCCUUUACAUCGGCGCGGAUCUCGUGUCGGAGCUCCGAAACACCCUCCCGACAUCCACGGACGCACUCAUCGAACUGCUGGCGGGGCCAGAGUAUGGUCUGCCCCUCGAGGACGCGAAGCCGCUGGUGGAACUUGAGGACGGCGCUCGGUUGGAGUACUACCAGGAGGUCGUGGACCUACUGCGGGCGCUGCAAGAGGACCAGGGUCCCAAGGCGCAGAAAGGACUCGCGCGCGUGGCGGGGAACUGGGUCCUUCACGAGCUUGGGGGAUUGUUGACCAAAGCGGACCUGGCGUGGGAUGGGGAGCGGGUUCCUGCCCCGACCCUGGCCGCCCUGAUCGACCAGCUGCAGCGGCAGCGCAUCACGGGCCCGACGGCGAAGCAGGUGCUGGCCAUGGUGUUCGAGGGGGAUGCGCGGGCGAUCCCUCAACUACUGGAAGAGGAGAACCUACUGCUGCGGCCGCUAUCGCGGGAGGAGUACGUGGCACUGGCCGAGGCUGCGAUCAGCCUCAACCCGUCGAUGGUCGAGCAGAUCCGGCAGAAGAACCAACUGGGCAAGCUGGGUUGGUUUGUCGGACAGAUGAUGCGGAUGGGCGAAAAGGGGCGGGUGGAAGCCCCCAAGGCGGACGCGAUCCUGCGGGAGCUGAUUCUGGAGGGCCGGAGUUGAUGUAAUCACUAUUCAUCAAACGUAGAUGGUAGCUGUUCAUGAUACCCAUUCCCGGCACGGUCUCCCCGCCGUCACGACUGUGACCACCAUGAAAUCCUGCGAGCGAAUUCCCGCAUGACCAUCCCGUCACUAUCACGGCGUAGCAUUCCGAGCGUAUCUUGGACGAAUCGAUUGCUAAUGGAAACGGGCGGUGGAGUGAAAAGGGCCGCCGGGGCGGGCAUCUCUCCUCGACCUGUACUUAGGGGAAGGCCUGAUCCCUAAAAGCAGGUCUUAGCGAUCGCGAUGCCCCACGGCCGCCCGCCCUUUUAACCCGG
This is a messenger RNA of Aspergillus sclerotioniger CBS 115572, 2230 nucleotides long. Its product is annotated as glutamyl-tRNA(Gln) amidotransferase subunit PET112. Bases 108 to 1916 code for a protein of 602 amino acids. The record is from RefSeq and is a predicted model, not a curated record. NCBI's taxonomy places the organism in Eukaryota, Fungi, Ascomycota, Eurotiomycetes, Eurotiales, Aspergillaceae. Gene Ontology annotation, biological process: mitochondrial translation; glutaminyl-tRNAGln biosynthesis via transamidation. Gene Ontology annotation, molecular function: glutaminyl-tRNA synthase (glutamine-hydrolyzing) activity. The transcript has 4 exons.